Ilex paraguariensis (yerba mate) is the source of this 1877-nucleotide messenger RNA. The record is from the annotation of a GenBank genome assembly. Lineage: Eukaryota; Viridiplantae; Streptophyta; Magnoliopsida; Aquifoliales; Aquifoliaceae.
AACCGUCCGGUCCAAGCUCUGUUUUGCUUUCUUUCUUGUUCAGGCGCCAAACUCACCACCACACUUAGGGCUUCAAAAGCUUCCUCCUCCGCCGCCGCUACGACGUCAUUUCUCUCUCCUUUCAAGGUUCGUGCUUUACACCGAACUUGUUUGCAAAAAACUAACUUUAGUCGUUCUUAUUCCACUUCACAAGUCUGGUUCCAGAGAAAAAUUUCCUACUCUUUUCUUGUAAAACGUCUGCCUCAGCUUGUUUUAGCUAUUUUUUGAUUCAAUGUCUUUACUUGAAGUGAUCACAAAGGCUUCGGCGAAUCCCAAUCCAACCACCGUCGAAUCAUCCUACCCAAUCAUUCUCAACCCAGACCCAAUUUUCCUAAACCUAAAGCCCCUACUCGAUUCCUCAAACGACCCCUCACUUCCAAAACGUGUCGAAGGAUUUCAAAUUUCUCAAACCGACACCGAACUCAUUGAAUUAUCCCAGAAAUUCUUCAAAAAGCUAAAGCGAAAGCUCAAAAGCCUCAACACCUUCACUAAAGCCGAGUUCAUCGAGAUAUUCAAUUCAUAUUUAGUUAAAAAUAGUGAAAAGAUUGGUAUUUCAGUUGGGGUUGAUCCGUCUGACGAGGGCUACACUCUUCAAUUAAUCGAAAAGGUAGGGUUUUUGAUGGGUCGCGAUGUUUUAGGCUUAAUUAUGGAGGCUUGUAUUGUCUUUGAGAUUUGGGAGGUGCUAGAAAUUGUUAUUGUUAAUGGUUUUGUUGAACAUUCGUACCUUUCAAAUUUAAUUUUCAGUUUGAUUGAGAAGAAGAGGUCGGAUUUGAUAUGUUUGUGUGUGAAGUAUGUUUCGGAUCUUCAGACCAUUGAUAUACUUCACAUUUUGAAGUAUUUUCUUUCGCCACCUACAGAGGGUUAUAAGAGCAUGGUUAGUGUGUGGAAAGAAUGGGAGAGCCAAACUUUAAUGGCUAUUGAGAAAGUGAAUGAUAAGAGUCUUAGUGGGAAGAAAUUGAGCUUGGCAAAGGAGGCAUCAGUUUUGCUUAUGGUAGCACAUGAUGGGUUUUCAGUUAAUGAAUUGUGUUUGCAUUAUUUAUUUGGAUCGUCAAAUCUUGAUGAAGUGCUAUUUGCUUCUUGUAUCAGUAAGUUGAAUGGUGAUGAGAUGAUGGGUUUGAUUAGGUAUUUGGGGAAGUGGGUAAGGAAGUAUGAGAGGUUUCCCCAAGCGUGUCCUUGCCCUAAGGCGUCCUCUAUGUUGGGAUUGAAAGCUUGCAAUUGGGUACCUACUUUUGAAGACAUUGUGAAAUGUUUUGGAUUGGUUGUGGAUGAGCAUUUCUCUUCGAUGGUUCUGCAUUCCGAGUUUCAUGAGGAGUUGAGAUCUAUAGAGGGAAUUGUUAAUUCUUUAGCUGCAGAAUCAAGACUUUGCGGUACUGUGGCAAAUUUGGCUGAGAAUUUGAGAAGCAAAGUUAAAGGGUAACCAUCAUUCAGCUUUCAGCUUUGGAAGAGCACGGCACUUAAGCUGUCAAGGAGAUGGUCCUUUGGAAGUUUAAGGCUACAAUUUUGGCAGAUCUAGCGUAUAGGCAUGGUAGGAACAUUUAAUGGGCUACAUCCUUGUGUAAGUUGCUGAUUGUUCAAGCUUGCCAGAAACUUGUGAGAUUCCUACAUUUUUUCUUGUUAAAAGUUUCUUUUUGUGGAAACCCUGCAAGAUUGAUGAUGUUGGUGAAAAUAUUAGAUUUCCUAUUAAAUUCUCUCUUUUGCUUGUAUGCUCGAAUACUUGUGUCGUUUCCACCCCAUUCCAGGUCAACUUCAUGCAGAUGGUUUUACUUAUAGUGAUGGGGUUGUACCAUUGUUUUCUCAGUUGGGAGUUUUAACACGGGACAUGGCUACCUGAAAAGUGA